CUUUAUUUUAACCAUUUAGUUUAAAGAUUAUUUUUGAAACACAAAGUCAAUGCUCGAAAUUGCCUUAAGACUGUACCAAAGAGUAAGAGUGAGGGUGGAUUGGAUCUGUCGAGCCGAUGUCGUUGCCUUUUCUACGUGCUAACUUCUGUAUAGAUAGCUUGGUAUUAUUUGGUGCCAUAAUUCUAAUAUUUGUUCUAACUGGAUUCGGCCCUUGAGGCUUGAGGCAAAUUAACCGAGUACAGAUGGUGAAUGAUGACGGUAAUCCGAUUCAAGUUUUGGGUUCUAGUGAAUUCUUUUCAUUUUCAUGGCACCUUCAUGAUUACCCGCCAACUCUGUGUCAAAACCCUCCAUAGUUACACCAAGCAACAGUCGUCUUGUCCCCAAAAUAUUCACGCACCUAAACAUGCUCACCACCUAUUCGACCAUACUACUCACCCAAAUGCUCUCUCCGUUAACCGUUCAAUGCUUGAUUCUUUGCACAAAAACCUGCCAUUUCAAGCACAUGGCAUCUUCAAGCAUCAUCUCCAACUGGGUUUCAUCAAUUACAUCGAUGAAGUUACUGUUGCCCUUGCCGUCAAGGCUUGUCGUGGAGACAUGGAACUCGGGCGCCAGAUUCAUGGCUUUGCGAUUACUUCUGGGUUUGUUUCAUAUGUUACGGUUCCUAAUUCGAUAAUGAAUAUUUAUUGCAAAGAUAAGCAGUUGGAUAAGGCUCUGAUUAUCUUUGAGAAGCUGGAUAACCCAGAUAUUGUUUCUUGGAAUACUAUACUUUCUGGGUUUCAGAAGAUUGACGACGCGUUGAGAUUUGCUCUGAGGAUGAAUUUGAAUGGGAUUGUUUUUGAUGCAGUAACUUAUACUACUGUUCUUGCUCUAUGUUUGGACUAUGAAGGGUUUCUUUUCGGAUUGCAAUUGCAUUCUCUGAUAAUAAAAUCCGGAUUGGAUUCCGAAGUUUUUGUUGGCAAUGCUUUGGUAACAAUGUACUCGAGAUGGGGACGGUUGGUGGAAGCUAGGAGAGUGUUUGACGAAAUGCCAAAUAGAGAUUUAGUUUCCUGGAAUGCAAUGCUAUCGGGAUAUAGUCAGGAAGGAAAUUAUGGGUUAGAAGGAAUUUUGGCAUUUAUUGAGAUGAUGAGAGAAGGGAUGAGUCUUGAUCAUGUCUCAUUUACUAGUGCAGUUUCAGCUUGCGGGCAUGAGAGAAACUUAGAGCUUGGGCGACAGAUUCAUGGUUUGUGCAUAAAAACAGGAUAUGGAGCUCAUGUGUCAGUUGGUAAUGUUCUGAUCUCAACAUAUUCCAAGUGUCAGGAAAUUGAAGAUGCAAAAUUAAUUUUUGACAGAAUGAAAGAACGGAAUGUAGUGUCUUGGACAACAAUGAUAUCUCUGAAUGGAGAAGAUGCUGUUGCUUUGUUUACUAAGAUGAGAUUAGAUGGAGUAUGUCCAAAUGAUGUGACUUUUGUUGGAUUAUUACAUGCUAUAACAACCCAGAACUUGGUAGAAGAGGGUCGAAAGAUUCAUGGGAUUUGUAUUAAGAUUGGCUUUUUAUCUGAAUCAAAUGUCUGCAAUAGUCUCAUUACUAUGUAUUCAAAAUUUCAGACCAUGCAAGACUCAAUGAAGGUUUUCAAGGAGCUUGACUAUAGAGAAGUUAUUUCAUGGAAUGCUUUGAUUUCCGGGUAUGCUCAAAAUGGAUUAUGUCAAGCAGCUUUAGAGACAUUCUUUUAUGCAAUAAUGGAGUCCAAGCCAAAUCAAUACACCUUUGGCAGUGUCUUGAAUGCAAUUGGUGAUGCUGAGGAUAUAUCUCUAAAACAUGGCCAACGUUGCCAUUCUUGUAUAAUAAAGCUUGGACUAAACACUGACCCAAUUGUCUCUGGUGCUCUCCUUGACAUGUAUGCUAAACGUGGAAGCAUUUGUGAGUCACAAAAAGUUUUCAGAGAGACUCCUCAAAAAAGCCCAUUUGCUUGGACUGCAGUAAUCUCUGCCCACGCGAGGCAUGGAGACUAUGAAUCAGUGAUGAACUGGUUUAAAGAGAUGGAGAGAGAAGAGGUAAAACCUGAUUCAAUCACCUUUCUAUCUGUUUUGACAGCUUGUGGUAGAAAGGGAACUAUUGAUAUAGGCCUUCAGCUUUUCGAUACAAUGAUAAAAGAGUAUCGGAUUGAACCAUUCCCGGAGCAUUACUCUUGCAUGGUGGAUAUGUUAGGGCGUGCAGGACGACUAACGGAGGCAGAAGAGCUGAUGGAUCAGAUUCCAGGAGGGCCAGGCAUAUCUGUGCUGCAAAGUUUACUGGGUUCUUGUAGGAUUCAUGGGAAUGUGGAGAUGGCAGAGAGGGUAGCUAAUAUUUUAAUGGAGAUGGAGCCUAUGGGGUCAGGCUCAUACGUGCUGAUAUCCAAUUUGUAUGCUGAGAAGGGAGAGUGGGAAAAGGUGGCAAAAGUUAGGAGAGGGAUGAGAGAGAAGGGAGUGAAGAAGGAGGUGGGAUUUAGCUGGGUGGAUGUUGGUGACAGCAAAAGUAGUUUGUCACUCUAUGGAUUUUCAUCAGGUGAUAUGUGUCACCCAGAGUCUGAGGAUAUAUAUAGAAUGGCUGAAUGUCUGGGAUUAGAAAUGAAAUCUUUGAAGGAAAAGGAGGAAGAGGAAGAGGAAGAGGAAGAGGAAGAGUGGGAGAGAGCAGUCGGGACAUAAGACUUCUGUAGCAUGGAAAGCUUGGAGUCCCGCAGGUCUCCUGGGAGAGUUUUUACUUGCUGAUAUUCAUAGGGAUUUCGAAAUUUCUCUCCUUAAUUUUUGGGGUAAAGAAGUAAAUUUCGUUUAUUUAUAAAGAAAGGAGGAAAACAACACAAAGAGUGUUAUACAAAACUAUGCUAUUUCUCAAGCACAUU
This is a messenger RNA of Carica papaya (papaya), 2855 nucleotides long. RefSeq names its product Pentatricopeptide repeat (PPR) superfamily protein. Lineage: Eukaryota; Viridiplantae; Streptophyta; Magnoliopsida; Brassicales; Caricaceae. Gene Ontology annotation, biological process: RNA modification. Gene Ontology annotation, molecular function: RNA binding; protein binding. The record is from RefSeq and is a predicted model, not a curated record.